CCUCUUAUUAGCAACUGACCAAUGACAGUCCAGUAAACAAAGUCCUGUGCUUUUUCUUCAAGUCAGGUGGCUAAAUGAGAUACAUCCCUCAAUCAACAGAUCUGACCUGAGCUGGUUGCCACCUUUACUUCAAGUCUGUACUGGCAGCUGAUGAAAGGGACAGGAUCGUGAUGUAAAGACAACAAGGCUGUGUCAUAAAUUGGAGAAACGGGAUGGAUGAAAAUUAUAAUUUAAUUCCACAUGGAGUAAAUUUCCAGGAUGCGAUAUUUGCAGAUACACUGGAGAACAGAAGAAUGUUUUCCAGCCUUUUCCAGUUUUCCAACUGUUCUCAUGGGCAGAAUGCUACAGUGUUUUCCAGUGACUGGGAAGUUCAAGAAGACACUAGGCUGCUGUGCUCUUCUGUGCAAAGUGCCUUAUUUGAGGAAGAGGACAGGGUGAAGGAACUGCAACACAAGGUCGCCACGCUAGAAGACCGCCAUAAACAAUUGAAGAUCCGUAUAAAAAAACUCAAGCGUUCCUUACGGCAAGCAAAGAAAAAUUCCAGGCACCUGGAAGUAAUAAAUAGAAAACUGAAUGAGAAGCUGUCUUCAGAAUCAAAGCAAAUUACACAUGUGAACUCUUUCAAACCAAAGCAUUCUCAUUCAACAUACCUAAAAGUAUAAAUUCUCAUAUUUGGAGACAUGGACAAAAUACUGAUAUAACAGGAAUAAUAAAGCCAGCAUUAUAAGCAGCAUUGGAAGUUGCUGAGCUGCUCCAAAUUAUGAUCGUUUGUUUAGUAGCAAGUAUAGAGUCAUUUAUACUUACCUUUGCUGCAACAAAAAAGUAUGCUGCAAAAAUACAUUUAUUCUUUGAUAAACAAGUAUACUGUUUAUAAGAAAAAUCUUAGAUUUUAAUAUUGGUCAUUACAAGUCAUGCAGUUUAAUAACAAUUGGGCACAUUUAAGAUUUCCUAGAAUACAUUUUUAAUUAUACAUAAAGCAUAACCACCACUACACUCCCUCUGUGGGUGCUAAUUGUACCUUUUAUUUUGGACACCGGAGGGAAACAUAACUUUUAUUGUUAAAAUGUUAAAGAAAAAAAAUAUCAGUAUUAUAAUCACCUAAAAAGCCCAGUUCUUAAAACUUUAUAUUGGCUCCUAAACACCAAAACAAGUUUCUUAUAUACAAAGUUUACAAUUUUGUAAUGUUCUCAUUCUCUGACCUAAAUGAACAUCAGGCUGUACUUCUCUAACCACUCCAAGCUGUCUUUGGCAACCUUCUAGUCCCCUGCUCAGGCAGUAAAGCCAGAUCCUCCAUAUCGGUUAUUGUGUCAGACAUUGUGCAGUGCUGCAAUCAUUUAGAUGUUGGCAAAAACUCACUAUGGUGUGUCUAGCUUCACGGGAUCUGUCACAAAAUUAAAAAGCACAGCCUAUUAAUCAUUUGGUGCAUUUUUCUUGAAGAUGGUACACAAUUUCUAACAAAUGUAUAAAGAAAAGUUUUUGUUCUGACGUUUAGAAGCUAAUCUAGAGUUUAAAAAAUUAGGUAAUAUGCCCAGAAUCUAGGGCUCGGUUUUGAUGGAAACUGCUGCAGUCGUAGAAAAAUUGGAGAAGUCAUUGCCCAAAUCAGAAACAUUCUUUUAAUAGAGCUUUCACAAACAUUAAAUGUCCAUGGGACAAUCUGGAACAGAAUUAGGAGCAAAGCUUUUUUUCCCACUUGCGGAUCAUGUACAUUUGGUCUUCUUGUGUUCAAACUUUAAUAAAUUUAAUAAAACCUUAAAAAAAUAACCCUAUAAACCAGCAAAUGGGAACAUUUACUUGCUAUUAUAUGUCAAUUUGCAAAUGUGCAGGGUAGACGGGGUAUCUGGGCUUGAAUUGAAGCACUAAAAAAAAAAAUAGCACUUAAGGUUUCAUAGGAUUUUCUGAUAAAUGGGUGCUGUCAGAGGACCCUAAUCCAGUGUUUUGCAAAUUGUUCUCUGGUACUUAAAGUAUACUAUAAAAAAAUUAUGUCCAAGUUACACUGUUUACAUAGUAAAUAAUUCACUAUACCACUUGAGAUUUUAUUCUUGAACCAAUAAAUGUAUUUUUUUUUUAUUGCAAUAUUGCUGUGUAGGCAGACAUCUCGGUGCAUUGUGCCUGAGUCUGAGCUUUCAGACAACCUAUUGUAUCUCCUACUCCUAUUCUUUUCUGAUAUGUACGGGGGGGGGGGGCAAGGGAAGGGAGGGGGGUGAUAUGAACAGCUCAGCUUCAGUGUGACUGAAGUUUAUCAAAGCACAGGUCACAUGGUUGUGGCACCCUGGGUAAUGGAAAAUAUGGCUAGCCCCAUGUGAAAUUUCAAAAUUAAAUAUAAACAAAUCUGUUUGUGUUUUUGAAAAAUGGAUUUCAAUGCAGGAUUCUGCUGGAAAUCUCUAACUGAAGCAUUUAAAAAAAAAAAAAUAAAAAAUCCCAUGACAGUAUUCCUUUAAUACUGAUUAUUUAUCCACUGACUAUGUAGAAUGCAAUGUAUGUUUUAUAUAGCUUUUCAUGCUUGAUGAAGCAGGCUCGCACAUGUCUGAGAGAUGCAUACAUUCUUUAUAAUUUCGUAGUAACUGGCCAAUGUGUUAUUGGUCUGUCGUAGCCCCUGCUCAUAUAAACGGUUGUUUUAUGAACAGACAUUUGUAGAUUAACAGGUCGCUAAUUGCAGAACAACACUUCAACAUGUUUUCUAGAACGUGAAAGUAAAUUCAUUUUAAAAAUGCUUUGUCUUUUAAGUAGGAGUCAAGGAUAUUAUAUUAGGUUCUAUAAAGGUGUGCAAACUGUUGUAACAUUAUUUGCUAUAAUAAAAUUACUAAGUAAAAUAUUUGUUUACAUGUAGGUUAAGGAUAUAAGCAGCCAUUUCUGCACAUUGUUUUGUAUAUUGUAGAACCCUCUUUUAUACCCUAUUUAAUGGCAUGACAUCGGGGGGUGGGAUGAGCUGAAAUUUCUAUCUUUCCUAAUAACCAUUUCAACCUUUGUUGUUCAAGGUACCACAUUUGCACAUGGGUAUCUGGCUCCCUGAUCCAUGUGUUCUACUUUCCUGGCAUUUCUAUUGGAAGUCAGUGUGCUUUUAAUACAGCAUAUCUCUAAAUUUUCAGACUGCAGGCUAAUAGGCUUACCCAGCACCGGAUUUGUUAUCGGGGCACCCCGAGGCCGUCCCCCAUAUGUGCACGCAUUUGCAUUCUUCCGUCCAUUUAAACUCUCAUACAGAGCGGUGAGGAGAGGUCCCUGUUGCUCUGUAUGUGAGCAAAAUUUCAGUCCGGCCUCACCACAAAUCCGGGCCUGUGCUUAUCAAAUUAUUCGAUGAGAAAUGCAGAUGGUAGGGCUAUUGUAAUCACAAAAACAGAUAGCAUACUCCUAAACAUAGGCUUAUAUAAUAAAAACUAAUUGCAGUAAAAAGGUAAUGGAAAAUUGUCUCUGUGACCUUUCUUACUUUUUGUGUCUUUUUGGAUGCUCGUGCAAAUGCUCAGAAGGUUAAUGUUGUUCCAACCUUAUCUAAUGAAAGGCUGAUUAUAAUUUAUAUAUAAUGGAGAUGCAUACUUUUAAAUGUCAUUUUUUUUUGUAUUUUCCUUUUGCUUUCCAAAUAUAAUUAAUUGAGCUGAA
This is a messenger RNA of Xenopus tropicalis (tropical clawed frog), 3591 nucleotides long. RefSeq names its product coiled-coil domain containing 3 (gene ccdc3). The record is from RefSeq and is a predicted model, not a curated record. Bases 213 to 662 code for a protein of 149 amino acids. The transcript is spliced from 5 exons. Lineage: Eukaryota; Metazoa; Chordata; Amphibia; Anura; Pipidae.